GAUGACCAGAGACUGCGACACAGACAUAGUACAGGAGAUGACAGAGACUGCGGACACAGUACAGGAGAUGACCAGAGACUGCAGACACAGUACAGGAGAUGACCAGAGACUGCAGACAGAGUACAGUACAGGAGAUGGUCAGAGACUGCGGACACAGUACAGGAGGAUGACCAGAGACUGCGGACACAGUCAGGAGAUGACCAGAGACUGCAGGAGUACAGGAGAUGACCAGAGACUGCGGACACAGUACAGGAGAUGACCAGAGACUGCGGACAGUACAGGAGAUGACCAGAGACUGGGACACAGUACAGGAGAUGACCAGAGACUGCGGACAG
Staurois parvus is the source of this 335-nucleotide messenger RNA. NCBI's taxonomy places the organism in Eukaryota, Metazoa, Chordata, Amphibia, Anura, Ranidae. The record is from the annotation of a GenBank genome assembly.